AUGGCGAUGGCGAUGAUAGCUGUGACGGCGAUGGCGGCACGGGCGGAAGGUGAAGGGGCGGAGGCGGAAGCGGAGGCCCUAACGGAGGACGACUCCGUGGAAUUGAAAGUGCUGGUGCACCGGGGCGAAAACGAACAAAACGAACAAGGCAGCGAAGGCCGCAACACCAGGAUCCCCGAAAAGAUGGCUAAGCACAACCAGAGCCUAUGGUUCGGUCAAAUCAAGGCCAAACGACGAUCCGAAAUCAUCUGUCCGGGUGAACCAAUCAAGGGAACAUAG
This is a messenger RNA of Paracoccidioides brasiliensis Pb18, 279 nucleotides long. RefSeq lists its product as uncharacterized. The record is from RefSeq and is a predicted model, not a curated record. Bases 1 to 279 code for a protein of 92 amino acids. The transcript has 3 exons.